AUGGCGGCCUCAAGCAGAGGCGCAUUUGCCGUCCUAGGGCUUUUGCGAAACCCCGCAACAGCAUCCCCCAGACUCUGCCGACAAUGCGCUAGAGUCCAGAUCAGAGCUCCCUCGCGAGCGUACUCGGGUGCCGCCGCCGCGGCUGCCACGACGACCCCUCCGAACCCCCCGCCGUCGACCCCGAGCAGCAUCCCCCCGGAGCCCAAGGCCGCGACGCCGAGCGGGCCGGGCUACCGCAUCAAGUCGGGCGCCAUCGUCACGCGGGCGCCCCUCCUCACACGGCCGCUGACGGACUUUGAGCAGGCGUACUUCUUCUACCAGAAGCGCCUCGAGGAGCGGCUUACGCUGCCGUUCAUCACGUCCGUCUACUUCAAGCAGGACACGCCGGCGCUCAUCGACUGGAACAUGAAGGUCAAGGACCGCCAGGGCACCGUGGGCAAGGACGUGGGCGUGUACAACGGCAAGGCGUCCCGCGCGUGGGACGACGAGCUGCUCGUCGGGGACAAGCUGAGCAGGCACGAGACGAGUGUUGAGUUGUUGCUCAAGGACGCCGUGAUGCGUGUGAGUGAUGAUGCGGAGAUCAUCCCCGAGGAGGACCGGGUGCCGCCCGAGGCGCCGCAGCCGCGAGUGUCGGAGGCGGACAGGAAGGGCGACAAGACGAGGCUGGACCGCGCGAUGGACCGGACGCUGUAUCUGGUUGUCAAGCGGGACGGCAAGGAUGCCAAGUGGGAGUUCCCCGCAGCGGCGCUCAGCACGGAGGAGAACCUCCACGAGGCUUCCUCGCGCGUUCUCGAGCAGACCGCCGGCGUAAACAUGAACACUUGGAUGGUCGGCCGGGCGCCGGUGGCGCACCACGUCGUCAAGCCUGUGGCUAAGCAGGACGGCAGCGUCGAGCGCAGGGGCGAGAAGACGUUCUUCCUCAAGUGGCGCAUCAUGGCCGGGCAGGCGGACCUGGCGAGCAACGCGUACGGGUACAAGGAGUUCCAGUGGCUGACGCGGGAGGAGCUACAGAAGGCUCUGCCGGAGGAGUACUACCGCAGCGUGCGGCUCAUGCUGGCUGACAGGUAA
Messenger RNA from Colletotrichum siamense, 1068 nucleotides. RefSeq names its product 54S ribosomal protein L17. NCBI's taxonomy places the organism in Eukaryota, Fungi, Ascomycota, Sordariomycetes, Glomerellales, Glomerellaceae. The transcript is spliced from 3 exons. Gene Ontology annotation, cellular component: mitochondrial large ribosomal subunit. The record is from RefSeq and is a predicted model, not a curated record. Bases 1 to 1068 code for a protein of 355 amino acids. Gene Ontology annotation, molecular function: structural constituent of ribosome.